Molecule: messenger RNA, 1143 nt
Organism: Lucilia cuprina (Australian sheep blowfly)
Lineage: Eukaryota; Metazoa; Arthropoda; Insecta; Diptera; Calliphoridae
Product: 2-succinylbenzoate--CoA ligase-like
Exons: 3
Biological process (GO): fatty-acyl-CoA biosynthetic process; long-chain fatty acid metabolic process
Molecular function (GO): long-chain fatty acid-CoA ligase activity
Source: RefSeq, a predicted model, not a curated record
UUGAUCAAUAUACGAAACAUAACAGACAUGCUUCCUUUAACGGCUACUUAUUACGAUCCUAAACAAAAACUCUGGUCCGGACUGGUUAAAAAAGAUUUGUAUAAUGAAAAUAUAACAUUGGGUGAAGUGAUAUUUUUGGAAUUGUCUAAACAUCCACAAAAACUAAUACAAAUCAAUGAUUCAACAAAUGAAGAAAUGACAGCGCAGCAAUUUCUUGAUCAUGUUAUGGCUUUGAGUAAGAAUUUAUUGAAAAUGGGCCUUUAGGUAGGCGAUGUUGUGGGUAUGUAUGCCAAUAAUGCCACGCAUACAGCAACGGUUAUGGUGGCCGCCUAUUUUUGUGGUACUCCGGUAAAUGCUCUAUAUCCUGGUUUCGAUAAAGAUAGUGCUCAAUUAUUUUAUAAAGUUACCAGACCUAAAAUUAUAUUUUGUGAUGUAGAAAAUUACGAAAUUGCUGUAAAAGUUAAUCAGGACUUACAGUUGAAUGCACCCAUAUAUACAAUGAAUGGGGAAGUUGGGGGAGUGUCUAGUAUAUUGAGUUUGUAUGCAACAAAUGGUAAUUUUCCCUAUGAACGAAAACUGGAUACUGAGGGUAAAUUAACUGCCAACAAGAAAGUACGUAUAAUCAAUAAGAAUGGUGAAUUUUUGGGACCCAAUGAACAUGGUGAAAUAAUUAUUAAUACACCCUACAAAUGGUUUGGUUACUAUCACAAUGAAGCCGCCUCAAAGAAGGCUUACAUAGGCAAUUGGUUGCAUUCCGGCGAUAUUGGUUUCUUUGACGAUGACGGUUUCUUGCAUGUGUGCGCUCGUGAUAAUGAUGUUUUUAAAGCUCGCAACUUUCAAAUCUAUCCACCGCUUAUUGGAGAUGUUGUUAUGCAAGUGGCUGGCGUUUUUGAAGCCUGUGUUUUUGGUAUACCCGAUUUGAUGUCAUCACAUUUAAUUACUUGUGCAGUGGUUAGAACCGCGAACGAUAUUGGUCGCAAAUUGUCAGCUAAGGAAAUUAUUUCCCAUGUUAAAACGAAAAUGGGCAAUAUGUAUCAUUUAUCGGGUGGUGUUUAUUUUCUAGACGCCAUACCUAAAACCGGUUCGGGUAAAGUACAAAGAGCUAAAGUUGUAGAUAUUGUGCUAAAAAUGAAGGAGAAAUAA